AUGCAGCUGAGGGCAGAUGCACGGGCGUUCCGCUGCAACGCCAAGCACGGCACCCAGCUGUUGCUGCAGGCCAAGGAUUCAGAACUGGAAGAGCUCUUGCGAUCCUUGCAAGAGGGCGGUCUAGAGGUGAACGCCUUCCAUGUCAGCGUCCUCCUGCGAAGCCGUCGGGGGUGGCAAGCCUCCUUGGUGACCGUGGAAGAGUGGCGGGGCAAAGGGGUGCGUUCGAGUGCAGUCUUGUGGAACAGCGUGCUGAACGGCUGUGUCAAAGACACGUGGAGCAAGAGCCUGGCGAUGGUGCGGAGCCUCAAGGACCUCAAGGUGCAGCCAGACACUGUUACGUUGGAUCUAUCUUUGAGGGCCUCCAGAUGGGCAGAGGCAUGUCACCUCCUCAGCUCCGCCGCGAACGUCGUGCCCGGCGCCUACGGCGGCAGCUUCACUAUCGCCGCCUGUGGCGCGGAGGCACGCUGGGCUGAGGCACUGCAGGUCUUCCCACCGAUCCACGGUGCGUCCGCCCUGCACGGCGCCAACGCUCUGCUGGAGGCGUUCCCGGCGGCCCAGUGGCCCCACGCCGAGGCGCUCUUCGCCACCUGUUGCGCGGCAGGAAUCCAAGUGGAUGCCACCAGCUGCAGCACGUUGCUCAGCGCUGGACGCAGGACCUGGGGCACCUCUCAGGGCUGGCGCCGGACCUUGCAAUUGUUUGAGGACCUGAGCGCGCGGGCACUGCAGCUGAAUCGGAUUUGUUACAACUGCAUCUUAGCUGCUGGCAAAGGGCCGACGCAGUGGGCCAUGGGUCUUCGGUGGCUCCAACGCAUGGAGGAGGAGCCUGAUGUGAAGCCUGAUGUUGUGAGCUACCGCUGCCUGAUGGGCAUGUUGGAUGAGACCUCAUGGCCACUGGCCUUGGAGCUUUUGCAGUUCCUGCAGACCCAAGGGCGCGUGGACGAUGCCACCUGGAGCGCGGUCAUCAGCAGCUGCGGAGAUGCAGAGGCCUGGCAGGCGGCGCUGAUGCUGGCUGAGAUGUGUCAGCAGGGUGCAGAGACGGGAAUCAGGAGUCAUACCAGCGCCUUGUCAGCCUAUCGCAAAGCUGGACACUGGGCGCGGGCCGUGGCGAAUGCCGUGGCGCGUGAGGCAUGUGAGGAUCCUGUGGCUGCCAGUGUCGCCAUGCUGGCGCUCGAGGACGGCAGUCGCUGGGCACAAGCAUUGCUUCUGGCGCCAAGCCACGGGCCUGUCACUGCGGAUACGUCCUUGGACGUUUGGGCACGGGCCGAGCAGUGGCAGCUGGCAAUAGACGUGGCCGUCCUCCGCGGCGUACGACGACGGAGCAGCUCCAGCGCGGUGCUCGCGCACAGCAGCUGGGCGGUGGCGCUCCAGCUGGGAGAGCAAGAGCAGCAUUUGCGAGGUGAUCUGAAACGCUCCAACGCUGUGGUAUCCGCUUGUGCUGAUGCCAGCAAGUGGGAACAGGCCUUAGGCGUUUGGAGCUUCACCGCCACGUCCGAUCGCUGGGCCCUGCUGGGCGCCCUGCUGGGCGCCUGCGGCAAGGCGCGGCGCUGGGCGGCGGCCGUGGCGGUGCUGCGCGAGGCGACGAUGCCGAGGAUGGAGACUGAGCUCUACAACGCAGCUUUGCGCGCACUCUCCGCAGGGCCUUGGCUUUUGGCGCUGGCACUUUUACAAGAAGCUGAAGACUUACGCCUGGCAGAUGGUGAGACCUACAGCCUGGCAGCCGAUGCCUGUGUGAGCGGUGGCCAAGGGCAGCGAGCCGAAGGCCUCUUCCAGCAGAUCUCCUCCGCCCUGCUGACGCCCUUGCAGGCCCGCAAGUGCGGGCAGCCCCGCCUUGCUGGUUCACUGGCUCCGCAGCUGGUGAGCCACCUGGCGGCCAGUCGACCACGGCUGCGUGGGAGGGCUGGAACUGGUCCCGUGCAAAGUGGGACUGCGGCUGGUCGGGCUGGCAAGCCGACCAAGGCCACCAGGGCCAGGACAGAUCCUGGACGUGGCACCGUGACUGGGACGACUGGGGCCAAGCCAGCGACCCCCCCUUCAAACCAGACUCCUUGGAGGAGUCACACAUCCCUCUCUCGCACAGAGGGACCAAGUGAGUGGGGUGAGAGCAGCCGCGCUCACGGCUCACAGCCUUACCCGACAAAGGGUCAAGGAAAAGGCAAAAGCAAAACCCAAGGCCAGGGAAAGGCCGCCGCCACAGAGCGACCCAUUCCCAAGCGCCGACCGCGGAACCACCGCGGCACGCGCAAUCCGGAGAAGCAAGCUCUUCGGGUUGAACGAGGCAAGGCCCGUCGCCUUGCGGCCGCCCAGCGGACACCAGCUGAGGCGGAAGAGUUUGAGGAAGUGAUUGUUGAGGUUACCUCACCUUCUUCGCCCCCUUCCACCAGCUCAUCCAGCUCAGGGACUGACAAGCCCGACUGGACUGAGCCGUGUCCGGUGCACUCACCGGAACCAGUCGCGGCCGAGCCGGCCGUGGAACAGCCGGAGACACUUCCGGCCAAGGUCAACGAGGAGCGCGGACAGUGCCCCGCCCCGGUGACCAAACAAGAGGAGAGUGAAACCAAGCACUCCCCUGAAACCGAGCUACCCUUGGAACAGCAGCCGUCUGCUGUCGAGGGUGUGCCCAAAGCUGCCCCAGGAGCGGGCAGCACCGCCCUGAGCACUGCGACCGCCACCCAACAGGUCGGUGAGCCAGCCGUGUCAGAGGCAAGUGAGGUGGAGGAGGAUACCCCAUCCAUUUAUCAGUUGUUUGAGCAGGCUGAGGAACUGAUCCAAGCCAUCCAGGAGAGUCUCAGCCCUCAUGGCGGAUCAGCAGCAGCAACAACAGGUUAUACAGGAAGUGGCCGAACUGAGGGCCGCGCUUCAAAGGAGCGACGCGACGCAGCAGCAUCUCGUUACAGCUCUGCGCGCAGCUCAAGCGCGUCAAGCUGA
Durusdinium trenchii is the source of this 2925-nucleotide messenger RNA. The record is from the annotation of a GenBank genome assembly. NCBI's taxonomy places the organism in Eukaryota, Dinophyceae, Suessiales, Symbiodiniaceae.